This is a messenger RNA of Cucurbita moschata (crookneck pumpkin), 2238 nucleotides long. RefSeq lists its product as uncharacterized. Gene Ontology annotation, cellular component: intracellular membrane-bounded organelle. The record is from RefSeq and is a predicted model, not a curated record. The transcript is spliced from 2 exons. NCBI's taxonomy places the organism in Eukaryota, Viridiplantae, Streptophyta, Magnoliopsida, Cucurbitales, Cucurbitaceae. Bases 28 to 2157 code for a protein of 709 amino acids.
GAUAAGUUAAUAAAGAAAAACAUUAGUAUGUAUAGAGGUUCUUAUUUUUGUGAGGUUUUACAAGAAAUAACGAGGGAUCAAGCUUUCACAAUCCUCCCAAAUUGGAGAUGCAACUCUACAGAUGAGUUUUGUAGGAAACUUGGUCCGUUUAUAUCAGUGAUCAAUAGUACAGAUGAAAGUUUUAACGAUGUGGGACUUUAUAUGCAAGAUGUGAAGUGUAAGACGCUUGGUUCAAACAAAAAUGGCUUUUCUGUUAGUGUUUCGGCUGUCUUUCGGGCUGUUGUGCUGUCGGAGAAUCGCCACGCUGCUUGGAGAAGAUCUGCACUUAAUAAUAUGACUAUGGUCUCUGAGGGAAUUUGGAACUCUUCAAGUGGGCAGCUUUGUAUGGUUGGUUGUGUUGGACUUGUUGAUGCUGAGAAGAUUUCAUGUGACUCGAGGAUCUGCCUGUAUAUACCUAUCUUGUUUACACUCGAACAACGAAGGAUUCUUGUCGGUUCGAUUUCAAGCGUCGAUGAUAAGCCAUUAUACUCCCCUUUGUCAUUUGAAAAGUUAUUAAGACCUACAGAGCUGUGGAGUCAGUUUAGGAACUCCCAACCAUCUUAUAGCUAUACAAAAAUUGCUUCAGCUCGUGCUGUGCUUGAGAAAUAUGAGCCUUUCGGCUUUCGAACCGUCGUGAAGAAGUCAUUGCUGCAUUAUCUCAAAUGGGAAGACAAAGAAACAUAUGAGCUCAGUGAGUCUCUUCUCUUAGAAGAUCUCACCCUUAAUGUCCCUGCACUUGGUUCUCAAGCUUCCGGAUUUCAUGUUCAAAUGGAAAUUAUCUCUGUUGGUUCGUUUUUCGUAUGGGACUUGUCAAGGUUAAACGGAGCUAACUCGGACACGGAAGCUUCAUAUCAUGUUAAGCCUGAAGUCACUGAAAAGAAGCUGCUUGUUAAUGUGUCUGCACUACUGGCACUCUCUGAACAGACAAGUAGCAACUUUUCUGCACUUUCCGUGGAGGGCAUUUUCGAUCCGCUCGUUAGAAAAAUGUAUCUAAUUGGCUGUAGAGACAUUCGUUCGUCCCCGUCCUGGAGAGUUUUACACGAGACCAUGGAUCUUGAAGAUGGCUUGGAUUGUCUCAUUGAAGUGAUUGUGUCUUAUCCUUUUACUACAGCUCCAUGGUUUAUCAAUCCAUCUGCAGUGAUUUCCAUUUCUAGCCAACGGACAGAAGAUGACCCUUUCUAUUUCAGCCCAAUAAAACUCGAAACGAUGCCGAUCAUGUAUAGGAGGCAGCGACAGUAUAUUCUUUCUCGUAAGAUCGUCGAGGUUAUACUCCAGAUAUUGACACUUUCCGUGGCUAAUGCUUGCAUCUUGAGCCAAAUAUUUUAUAUGAAUGAUAAGAGGGAGUCUGUUCCAUACAUAUCUCUUGUUACUUUGGGAGUUCAGUCCCUUGGUUAUACUCUUCCACUGGUCACUCGUGCUGAAGCUCACUUCAUUCAACGAGGUUCCAUAUCUUACAACGAGUCGUAUGAUCUCGGAAAUAACCUUUGGUUCAUUGUAAAGCUUCAAGUUGUGAUCUCACUUCUAUUGACUUUGAGGCUUUGCCAGAAGGUUUCGAAAUCUAGGAUCAAGUUACUGCGACAAGCUCCUCUUGAACUGCAUCGUGUCCCGAGUGAUAAGUCGGUGCUUAUUGCAACCUUCUUGAUACAUCUCGUCGGGUACGUUGCUGUUCCCAUUGUUCAUACUUCAAGGACAGCCGAAAUCCGAGUAAAGAGUUCCAUGAUUCCUAGCAGAACUUCAGGUUCCCACAUGGUGCAGGGAUGGGAAAAAGACCUACAAGAGUAUGUAGGACUUGUUCAAGAUUUGUACUUACUUCCUCAAGUCAUUGGCAACUUGUUAUGGCAAAUUGAUAGCAAACCUCUUAGGAAGUUCUAUUUCAUUGGAAUCACAUUGGCCAGACUUCUCCCACACAUCUAUGACUUUGUGAAUCCAAGCAUGGAUUUCUACUCUACAUUUGGGGAUAUUGCCAUUCCUUUGAUUGCGUUCAUCCUUGCCGUCAUCGUCUACGUUCAGCAGCAAUUGAACUAUGAGAAACUCAGUCGGGCUCUCAUCGUCGGGCGGGUUAGGCUUCUUCCAAGAGCUUCCAAAAUGUAUCAAAGGUCGCCUUCCAAGUCAUUAUGAAGCUUUAAUCCAUCAAUGAAAUAGUGGAAGGAGAGUCAUGGAGGCAUUCUCAAGAUCAACACAUGGGGAAGAUGAUGAAAA